This is a messenger RNA of Acanthaster planci (crown-of-thorns starfish), 11685 nucleotides long. RefSeq names its product tudor domain-containing 6-like. The record is from RefSeq and is a predicted model, not a curated record. NCBI's taxonomy places the organism in Eukaryota, Metazoa, Echinodermata, Asteroidea, Valvatida, Acanthasteridae.
UGUGAGCUGAGAUGAGACGCACGAGGGCAAGCAACUUGAAUGAGAUGAGAAACCUGAGUUAACGUGAGUUCCUUUUCAUCAUUCCUCACAAAUGGUGAUGCACAGGGGCCCCUACAUCUUUUAGAACUGACGUACAUAACAAUGGGCAGCAUAGCCCGGCGAAUUUUGAAGAACAUGGGGUCUCGAAUUGAAGUGUAUGUCACUGCUGCAGAUGUGGAUAGGGAAACGGGGUUGUUGAAGUUUUGGACUCAAUUGGACCCAAAUGAACUGGAACAAGUUGAGCAGCUUUCGGAGAGGUUCCAAUUCAUGGCGCAGGAGGCUUCAAGCCCGCUGCCAGAUACUCUAGCGCCAGGCUGUUUGUGUAUUGCUAAGUACCUGGAGGAUGGUCGCUGGUAUCGCGCCAGAAUCGAGAAUGUAACUGGAAACGACGUCAUUGCCUACUUCAUCGAUUACGGAAACACAGAAAUCAUUCCUAGAAACCUUGUCCGGACGAAGGAGUCCGUUGGCAGUGAUGUGUUUGCCCUUCCUGAGCAGGCAACAGAGUGUGUACUGGCUGGAGUGGCUGCCAUCAUACAGCAUCGACAUAUCAAGAUGGGGACUCAUGGAUACUUGAAGAAUUCCUUGAUUGAUCAGACAUUCAUCGGAGAGCCACAACAACUGACUAAAGAUGGUCUGGAGAUGAAGCUCUUCACACAGAAUGGUGACAGCUUGUCUGAGAGGUUCAUCUUGAAUGAAUUUGGAGCACGUAGAGGCCCCGGCAUCCCCAUUCAGACAGCUACCCCAGCAGCACAGAUGAAAAGAGGUUACACUCAGAUUACCUUACCCCUAGACAGCCGCCACAACCUCUAUGUCAGUAACGUGGCCUCUUUAGGUCAGUUUUGGAUCCAGCAAGCAAGCAAGACCCAAGAUCUAGACAACUUGAUGGACAGUAUCAGUGCCCAGUAUGAUAGUCUCCGUCCUGGAGAGAAGACAUUAGGAGCUUUCGAAGUGGGCACUCCUUGUAUUGCAAAGUUUUCUGAUGAUGGCGCCAACUAUCGAGCUGUGGUAACAGAGGCAAGGGGUCCAAAACAGUGCACUGUUCAGUUUGUGGACUUUGGCAACUCAGAAGUCAAAGACGCAGCAAGUUUAAGGGCCAUCACUGAUGACUUGUUGCAGCACCCAGCCAUUGCCAUAAAAUGCUCUCUGAGUGGGAUCAAUGAGCACUAUAGUUCCACUAGGGCUGUGGAACGAUUUGAGGAGCUGACUGCUGACAAGGAGUUGUGUGGGAAGGUAGUCGGGAUGAGUGGCAACACUUGUAAUAUGCUGCUCUUGGAUCCCCAAGGGGAAGAGAAUGCUGAUAUUGUCAGUGUGCUGGUGAAAGAGGGUCUGGCAUCUCGUUCUGUUGAGAAUUUCAGUGCUCAGGCAAAGGGUGGAGCCAGUGCAGGAGCGUUUAAUGCAGGUGGGGAUGCAGAUGCUUGUAAAUCCUAUGUUGAUCCGAAAGUCAGCCAGGGCUCCAAAGUUGUCAUUGAAAUCAUUGCCAUACGAGGAAUCGAUGACUUUUCAUGCCAGUUGAUGGAGGAUGCUGAAGCCUUCAAUGCCAUGAUGGAUAGACUGCAGACUGAUUACUCUGCAACUUCAGGCACAAGUGUAUUGAGGUCACCGACAGUAGGUCAACCUUGUUGUGUCAGGUUUACUGAAGACAACUGCUGGUACAGGGCCCUUGUCGAAUCUGUCCAGGGCAGAGAAAUUGGAGUCCAGUAUGUUGACUAUGGAAAUAGGGAAGUUGUGGAUGCCUCCAAGCUCAUGCAGCUCAAAUCGGAGUAUUUGACACUGCCACUUCAGUGUAUUGAUUGCAGCUUAGAUGGGGCGCCAGCUUUGGAAGGAACUGAAGCAGAGAGAGCUCGCAAUUGGUUGGACAAUCACACUGAAGAAAACUCUGUUGCAACUGUGACAAGCAUACGAGGUGGCAGAUUUGCAGUCAUCUUAAAAUCAGUAGAAACGGGAGUCAUUCUGAAUGAUGAAAUCAAGAAAGUACUGCCACGGCAAAGAGUGGAAAAGAAAAUAAAGACCCCACCCAGAGCACAGCCCUUGCAAGAAGAAUCUCGGCCCAUGCAGCACAGUCCACCAAGAAGCCAGCCAGUCAACUCCAUGUCCGCAUCUGUUGCUGACCUCGGGUUCUGGAGUGAAGUCAAGCUUGCAAAGGAGGCUGAUGUCUACAUAUCUCAUGUGGAAGACCCAAGCAAAUUCUUCUGCCAGUUGGUAUCACAGGAGGGUCAUCUGAACCUUCUAAUGGAUACCAUCAACAGCAACGCCAUUCAGUCAAAGCUGAAGCAGCUCCAGCAGGCCUGUGUGGGAACACCAUGCAUUGCCCAGUUCUCUGAGGACAACAGCUGGUACAGGGGUGUCAUCAAAGACCAGAAGCCUGGCUGUUAUAGGGUCUGCUUUGUGGACUAUGGCAACGAGGAGGAUGUUCCUCUGGGGAAAGUCAGCAAGAUCACAGAAGACCUCAUGUCACUUCCACAGCAGGCUGCUUCCUGCUGCCUCAGUGGUUGGGACUUGACCUGGAAGGAAGACAAAGUCAUUCAGCAUAUGAAGAACUUGGCAGCUGACGUUGAGAAGUUCCACUUAACUGUACGGGAAUCAAAAGGUAUGUCUGUUGUACAACUAAAGUGGCAGGGUAAGGACAUGCUGCAAGAGCUCAGGAAAGUUAGAGACAGCAUUCCCAAAGAGGUCAACCAAACAACGAAGGCUUCCUCUCCACCUCGACAGAAAGAGAAUCUGGUAAACAGCACCCAACCAUUUACCAUUGCAUCUGCUGUAGAGAGUGUCAAAGUUGAUCAGCAGGUCAUGAUGGCCGCCAGUGUUGUGAAAGGCCCCACAAAGUUCUUCUGUCAGCUGUGCUCCCAGUACGAUCAGCUCCAGGAGCUGUCUGCAGAUAUGAAUAAUCACUAUGUAGGCUCUAACCCCAACAAAGAGAAGUUGAAUGUGGCUAUCUCAGGGGCUUUCUGUGCUGCCCAGUCUUCAAGUGAUGGAGCAUGGUACCGGGCCAAAAUACUUCAUGAAGCCGGCCCAGGCAAAGUCAAGGUUAAGUUUGUGGACUAUGGUGAUAGUGAUGUUGUGGCUGUGGACUCCCUGCACAAUCUGCUGCCUCAGUUUCGCAAUCUUCCCACUCAGGCCAUCAAGUGCCGUAUGUCAGGCAUGAUGCAGAAAUUUGAAGCAGUGGUUGUAGACCAAGAGGUGAUGGUCAAAGUCAAGACCAAACAAGAUGGGAAACUAGAGAUUGAAUACCAAGAUGAUGCCUUCGGUGCUAAAGUCCAAGAAGUUUUUGGCCCUGUGGUUCCAGCAUUGCCCAUCCAUGUUGGUUACACAAAACAGAGGAAUCUGGGGAACACAGAUCAAGAUGUGUAUGUCUCCCAUGUGGACAACUUGCAGAAGUUCUACAUCCAGGUGUGCAGUCAAAGUGAUGAGAUCGAUGUGCUGCAGCAAAAGCUCAAAACUGCAUACAGCAGCAAUGCUAGUGGACUGGUCUCUUCAACUGCUGUUGGUACACCAUGCUGUGCCAAGUUCUCUGAGGAUGGUGACUGGUAUCGUGCAGUAGUCACUGGGCAUCCUAGUCCAAGCAGGGUCAUAGUCCAAUUUGUAGAUUUCGGCAACAGCGAGGAGCAGUCUACAUCAGAUCUGAGGUCCCUCGAGCCAGAAUUUCUUCAACAAAUGGUUGGUGCAGUAGAGUGCAGACUCAAAGAUAUUGAAUCCGCAAAUCUGGAUGUUGCAAACGAGUUCCUCAAUUUGACUGUUGAUAAAACCAUGAAGUGCAAGUUUCACAGUAGAGAGGAGCCUUAUGACGUCCAAUUCCCAGAUUUGUACGAGGAGGUGAAGAAGUGGCAACAGGGUUAUGCACAGCAACCUGCAUCGAUAUUGUCUUGUCCACCUUCUAACAUGUUAGCUGUAGGAGUGAAGGAGGAAGUUUAUGUCUCCUCUGGUACCAGCCCAGCAAGUUUCUGGUGCCAGCUGGCCCGGCAGGAAGAUACAUUGAACAAGUUGAUGAAUUCCAUUGACGCACACUACAGUGCUCUUUCUAAUGGUGAAGGGCAGAUGAGAUCUCCAGUGAUAGGCAGUCUCUGUGUUGCUCAGUUUGCAGAUGAUGGCGGUUGGUACCGAGCCAAAAUAACCGAAGUCCAUGCCGAUGCAUGUGUGGUGACUUUCAUUGAUUAUGGCAAUUCAGACAAAGUGCCCAGGCACCUGAUCAUGGACAUCAAGGAAGACUUCCUUGUGGCAGAGCAGCAAGCUUGCUUGUGUAGUCUUGGUGAUGUAGACCCUGUAGCUGCAAACUGGACAACGGAAGCAUAUGAUGGCUUUCUCGACCUGACAGGUGACAAGAAACUAUUAGCUGAGGUGAUUUCAGUUGAUUCCAGCACCUCUUCACAUCAGGUGAUCCUCUUGGACCUUGGCAUGAGCCUUGGGAAAAGACUUAUUGAAAAGGGGCAUGCAAGACCUGUACCUGUAUCCACCAGAGCCAUCAGAUUUGGCUCUGAGAGUGAGGAACUACCAGACCAGCUCAGAACUGAGCUGAGUGGUUUCAAGAAGCUGGACAUCAUCCAAGGUUCCUCGGAGAAAGUCUAUGUAACUGUAGCAAACUCUUUGCAUGAGUUCUACUGCCAGAUUGCUGCUAAGGCAAUAGGAGACUUGGAACCCUUGUCAGAGAAACUACAGUCAGAGGCCGAAUCACUUGAGGACAUCACAGCUGACAGUAUCCAGGGAAUGCCAUGCAUUGCCAAGUUUUCAGACGAUGAACAGUGGUACCGUGCAACAGUCCUAGCAGAGAAGGGAGACAUGGUUGAAGUGUUCUUUGUGGACUAUGGAAACAAGCAGAGUGUCCCACGAGACCAGGUCAAGGCCUUGACUGAAGACUUCUCAGACCUGCCAGCACAGACCGUGAAGUGCGCCCUCGCCCACAUUCCUGGAUCCACUGCCAGCGAUGACACUGCCGUGGCUGAGUUUGAAAAUGUGGUGCUGGAGAGUGAAAGCUUGACAGCUGAGUUUGUUCGUCAGAAGGGCUGUACCUGGAUUGUUAAACUCCUGAAUGAUGGCCAGCCAGUUGCAGAGGCAUUGGGUGUCGAACUGCUGGAGGAGAUUUCAGAAGCUCCUGAGCUACAUGUACCGUCACCUCUGAGAAGCCUGAGCUAUACCCAGGCACCGUUGAAAGCUUGCCAAGUUGUUGAAGUCUUUGUCACUGCAGUCAACAGCCCUGAGGAUUUCUGGUGUCAGUUUGCCAAGACUGAGGAUGACCUGAAUGUUGUCAUGGAUAAUAUCCAGAGCUCGUUCAUUCAUAUGGGAGAAAACCCAAGGCCACAAGACAUGCAUCUGAGGCCAGGGCAAGCCUGCCUUGCUCAGUGUGCACAGGAUGGUUACUGGUAUAGGUCAGAGGUCACAGAGGUCAUGGGGGAUUCCGUGAAUGUCCUAUGUGUGGAUAAUGGCAAGACUCAGACCGUCUCCAGUAACAAGGUCAGAGCAAUUGAAGCUGGCUUCAUGGACCUUCACAGACAGUCAUUCAGGUGCCAACUAGCAGGGGUGUCACCCAGAAAGGAGGUCUGGGAUCAAGAUGCUGUAGACACCUUCAAGAAGAUGACCUCUGAUCACUCCCUGAUGGCAGACAUCUUAAAGCUGGUUAAGAGUGGGGAGGGCAAUACAACUGAUGCUGUGGUGAUCUUGCAUGACGGCGCUAUAUCACUGUCUGAUCUGCUGGUUGAGAAGGGUCUUGCGCAAGCAGUGGAAGUACAUCAGUACAAAGAAGAGGAGAUGGAUCGUUCCUUCGGUGAGCAAAUCCUGAAGACAUCCCCUUGGGAAGGGCCAAAGUAUGAGCAGCCAGUCUUGCCAUCAGGGGAGAAGCAGGAAGUGGUGGUUCUCUCAGUCACAAGCCCCUCAGAGUUUUACUGCCGAGCUGUGGAAUCUGACCAGAGUGGUAUACCAGCCAAGAUUAGGUCUGAGCUGGAAAGACACAUUGGAGAGAUGAUAGGCUUGAGCAGGUUGGUACCAGGUAAAGGCAUGCCAUGUGUUGCCAAGUGUGAGGAUGAAAUAUGGCAACGUGUUGAGAUCCUUGAUGUUCUCCAAAAUGAUAGGGUGAAAGUUUUCCUUGUUGACCAAGCUGUGACGCAAGAAAUCUCCAUUGACAACCUUCAGUUGAUUACAUCUACUCUACUCGGGCUGCCACUGCAAGCUGUGAAGUGCUCGCUAGAGCCAGCUCCUUCUGGAUCUGACUGGUCUGAAGCAGACACUAUGGCAUUCAGAGAGCUCAUUGAGGGAAAGACACUGCAGGCAGAACUUGCUGAGGGAGGAGUUCAGCUCUUUGAUGGGGAUGAAUCAAUUAUGCAGACAUUGGUCCAGAAAGCUGCAGACAGGAAUGCCAAGUUGCUGCAAGGAAAGUCUGAGAAGAAUUCUGAAGUGAAUGAAGUUACUCAGCCUGAAGUGCCUAUUGUUGAGGAGGAAGAUGAAAUCUUCACCGAGAGGGAUAAUCUGCCAGAUUCCUUUAAACAGGCCUUUCCAACACUGGACCUAAAGGCUGACCAAAAAGUUACCCUGUGUCUGGUGACAGUUGACAGCCCUGAUGAAAUCACCUGUCAGAUUGACCACGAAGAGCAGAAAGUGUUAGACAUCGAACAGCAGAUGACAGAGGUCUAUGCAGAAAAUACACAAACCAAUCAAGACACCAACUGGGUUCCUAAAGUUGGAGAGCCAUGUGCUGCUAAACACUCUAAAUAUGAUGAUUGGUACCGAGCCACUGUGGUGUCUGUUGACCAACAACUGGGUGUGAAGGUCUUCUAUGCUGACUAUGGUGGCACCGACAGUGUCCUCUUUGAGAGUGUUCGUGAGUUGGAAGAGGAAUUGAAACAACUCCCAGCUCAAGCUAUGAAGUUUCAUCUGAAUAAGCCUCUUAUGCCCCUGACAAAGUGGAACAAGAAAACUAAAGCGAUCAUGGAGGGCCAAGACACAGAGCGAGAUUUGCACGCCAAGAUCCUGGAAGUCCAGGAGAAUGUUGUCAUUGUAGAGCUAGCAGAGGAGGACCAUUCAUUCCUCACCCACCUAGUUGAUCAGUCUCAAACUAGCUCUGUUGACAAUGAAGAUGAGGAAAGGGAAGGUGAGUUCUUCGAUGCAGUUGAUCAAGCUUCAACCGAAGAAGAGGAAACAUAUGAGGAUGCUGAUAUUGAUAGGGCAUUGGAAAGCAUACCUGCUGACACUGCCACUUCAGGAGACACAAGGGAUGAUGUCCAAAAAAGUAUUGCAGAAAUUGUUGAAGACCUCUUUGAGAAAGCAGCUAAGCAAGCGUUGGAUGAUCAGAAGAGUUUAGAGGCAAAAGACGAAGACACCAGCAGUGGCUCCAACCAGAAGGACUCAACCAAUACUUCAUCUGUGCCUCCAUUUGUGGGUGGCCCCAAGAUGAUCAGCAUGAAAGACAUCCUUGACCAGUUUGUGGACCACACCCUGCAGAAGAUAAAUGAAGAAGACAAUGGGGGUGACAUCAAGCAAACUGAUGAACAGGAGGCAGAUAGUGAUAACUGUGUCGAGGAUGAAGUUGGCCAUCCGUCAGAUGGAGAUGAUGAAGAACAAGAAAUCCAGGAGGUUGUUAAUGGAGAUUUAGCUGAUGAGGAAGAAACAUCUGAAACAGGUGGUGAGACACUUGAUGUAGAAGACUCUGCCACUACAGAAGCGGAAUAUGACAGAAGUGAAAAGUCUGAAGAAUCUGCAGCUGUUUCUCUCCCAGAUGAUGCAGAGCAAGGUACUGAGGAUCAACCUGAUGAAAGUGCUAAAGAUUCAGAUGAAAACCAACAAAAUGAGUUACCAGCUACAGAGCUUGGAUCAGAGGACCAAAACUUUGAUGAUCAGACCCUUAAGGAACCAGAGUUAAUUGAUCAACAGGAUGGACAUAUGAAAACAGAGGAAACUCUAACAACUGAAACACGACCUGAACCACAGACAGAUGAGCGACAAGCAACUCAUGAUCAGGAUGAUUCUGCCAAAGAAAUGAUAGCAAGCGUGGAUCCUGGCACAGUUGAAUUAAAGGAGGGACAGGUUCUUGAAGAUCAGCCCUCUGUUCAGGAUUCAGAGGCAGAAGUGCCAGCUGUAGAAAAUCUUACACCUGUCACUCAGAUGGAUGCAGAGAAUGUGUCUGAUGAUCUGACUUCCGCAAGAGAAGAACCUGCUGGAGAUUCACCCAACUUGCCAAUAGAUACAGAAGAAGUACCCCCACAAUCUGCAGAAGAGGAGGGGGUUGAAGUAGAUCCAGUUAGUUCUCCACUGAUGGACAUUGCCAGUGAGAUAGUAAAAGGUGAAGAGUCCCCUACAGAUGCUGCAGUUGAGGUACAAAAUGGGUAUCAGGCCACACCUGGCAAAGAACAGUCCUCAGGUCAGGAAGAUACUGCUAUGGAGCAGGCUGCUGCUGAAGGCCCUGAUGAGGAAACACAGGAUCAGGAUGAGAAGCAGCCAGAGUUGGAAUCAUAAAUCUCAUGGUUCAUUUAUAGAGACCAGUUGGGUCCAAAAGAUAACAGUGCCUUUACAACCAAGGAAACCAAAGUUUCUUGGGUUGCAUUAUCAGUUGUAUUUGAAAAGUUUAAAUGAAUCACUAUUUAAGUAUUCAGAGAAAAAAUAAAAGUAGAUUUUUUUCUUUAAUUGAUUGUCUUGUUAGGGGUACAUUUAGCUUCAUAAUGUGAACUUAGUAAACAAAUGUUGUAGCUUGUUCACUAUAAUGGUCCAGUUCCAAAUCCAGCCGACAAGAUUUUGAAGAUUAUAAUGGCUUUUAAUGGAAGGUAAUAUUUUUUGCUUUGGUUUGCCAUGUUUAUAAUUCUGUUGAGGAAUUUCUGCCAACAAACUGCAUUUUGCACAAUAUCUUUUUGAUGUGAGCUCACAUUUUAAUGAUCUUUUACCAUGUGACAUGCUCCAUAAUCAGAAGUAAUCCAUAGUGAAGUAGAUUUUCACACAGACUUGUAGAGACACACCUCUUGCCAUAUUCAUGGUUUUGGGUUUAAACACAAAAUGGAAUGAAAUGAGAAGUUUUAGUGCUUGUAUAUGUUUGCCUUUGUGUGCAGAAAAAAAUAGUGUCAAGGAAAGAUAGAUCGAUUCUAAUUUCACUGUAGAAAAAUAAUGGUGGUAUUGUGCCUUGUCGUUUCCACUUACUUUUGAUGAGUCCAUUCAUCCUCAAACCUCACUGCAGUCUGCAAAAAAUAUCUUCAGUUUGAUUUCUUAUUUUUCAUACCAAGAGUAUAUAGAUGACUAGUGUUGUGUUUGGGUCUCCUGGCCUGUGUAUGUUUUUGUUUGUUUUUAAGUCAGACUCUCUGCUUUGUCCAUUUCCAUAAUGAUGCUUAAUGUGCCCCUUUAGAAUGCCUUAUGUACUAGUACCUGCUUUGCAGCUAAAAGUUGUUUAAGUUCGACCAUUUCAUUUCACUGUCAGCUACCAUGGUUAUGAAAUAGUUGUACAUGUACAUUAAAUGGACCUAUGCCACGGAUACCAAGGGAACAAAGUCGUUCACAUUGUAACAUUUAGCUGUUGCAUUUGGGUUGGGGUUGGGAACUAGAUAUAUGUACAUAGCAUAUGUGUAGUCAUUUAAAAAGUCCUCACUGCAAAGGAGUUUUGACUAAGUCACUUACAAACCACAUGGCAAACUUAAUGAGACAGUUUAAAACAUGUAGGGGUUAAGGGUACAGGUAGAUGUGUUCUAACAUAGUACAUGUACUUGAUUCACACUCAUGCUUGGUGAUGUGACAUUCUGUAAUGCAAAUGAUGUCAUGGACAGUAGUUGACAUGACACAUCCAUAUGGUUGUUGCUUUUACAAAGGACAUAUCUACGGUAUAGCAUCUUGCAGGGUUGAUGAAUUUACACCAACAGAGGCAUAAUAGGUUAUGUUUAUUUCUAUUUAUACUCAUUAGGCACUGAGCAACCCAAAAAGUAUGAAAGAAAGAUGAUGAUGUAAUUGUAUUGAUGUGCUUUGUAGUAUGAUAGGCACAGAUAUCUGUGUCAAACCAGCAACUACAUGUAGACUAUCGAUGCACAUACUUGGAGAGUGUCGUUGGUAUGUAUUCAUUUCUUUAUUUUUCAUUAGUAGAAUGUGUAGCUUUUUUUUAUACUUUAAAACUUUGUUUAUGAUUUAACCAAAAAUUAAUUCCAUAUUUUUUGUAUGUUAUACUUUAUUAUGUCAUUUGUCGAUACUUCAUUCUAAUUGCCUUCCAUUUUUUACCAUUUGAGUUGUUUCAGAGUUCAAGAAUAAGAGUUCAGUGUUACUUUAAGAAAAAAAUCUGGUCAAAGUUGUUGCAGAUUAUGUCAACAAAAAUGAAAUUUGAUACCUGAAUGAGCUUAGGAAAUCAGGGGAAAUCAUUAUGCUAAAAUAUAUGAAGCUUAAAAAAAAUGAUAAAAGCACUGUUCAUGAUUACAAUGUUAAAGAUACAGUGCCACAUAGUCAUAUUCCACAUACAUGUACUCAGCAGUCAAGUGAGCAUAUAUGUGUGUACUGUAAGGGAGGCAUUUAUUUCCUUUAAUGCAUUGUCAUUGUUGGUGUUGUUUUGCAUGGCAUUAACUUUGUUGGCACAGUUAGAUCGCUUUUCUAUUCAGUGAUCCAAUCUGGAAGACUGAAAGUCCAAUUUAAGAAAUGUUAAACCACAGGCAUUUGUAUUUGUGUGUCUAUUGUCCUGCAUUUGUUAGUUGCUUUAUGUGGGGUGAAGUGUUCCAUUUACUAGACGUAGUUGUAAUGUAGUUGUAGAUAUGACAAGACAGUUGUUCUAGUUCACUUUUCCAAGACUGGUUCCAUGGCCUUCACAUGUACAGACGAUGAAGGUAUUUCCUUUGCUAGAGCAACUGACUCUUUCUACUUGUAGAUGCACAGCCAUUUGUUCAUGCUGAAAUCUGAAAACAGAAUCUUUUGUUCUUGUAUGGAUCAUGUAAAUGUGCGCAUCUUAUAGCUCAGAAAAGUGUCUCUUGACAAGAUUGAUUUUUUACUCAGGAUGUGAAGACACAUACACACGUAGUUAACAUACUUAUCUUUCUUGGCUGCAGACAUGGUUGCUACAGUGUGUGACUCUUUGUAUCGGUGUAACAGACAUACAAGUGCACAUUUGUCUAUUGACUAAAUCUUGAGUUAUCUUGAGUUACAUGAAUGUUUUCAUUAGUCUGUGAGCCGUGAGUUUGCACAUUAGUUACUUAAUACAGCUUUCUGGCAGUGGACAAGUGUGACAGUUUGUCUGGAGAAGACAUAGUUUUGUAGCACACAUCUUGGUUAACAAAUGUAAAAGUUCAAAUCAAGAGUGAAAUUUUCUUGCCAAGUGACACCAGUGUUUAAGCCUUUGCUUUUUCUUUGCACACAAAAAAAUAAAUGUUUCUGUUGCAAAACAUGCAAUUCAGAUUUGGGUGUUUUCUUAUUUUCUCUUUCAGAGCCCCGUGAAAUUAGUUUUUCCCAAAAGUGAAUGCAUUAUCCCAUUUCAUUGUGGCAGAAUGAAUGCUGCGGGAUAACUUCAAAGUCAUGAAAGUGGAACUUGUGUUUUCCCGUCCAAACGUAAGUUGCUGCCACAAUUGUAGUUCAAGCUGUUGCAAUGUGCUACGCGAGUCUUUUCCUGACAUACUGUUGGCAUGGCUAACCACUAGCAUUUCCAUGUGUGUAACUGUGAAGGAAAAUAUUCCAUUUUGUAUUCGUGGAGUUGAGAAUUAAAAGGCCUGUUAGAAGCCUACA